AGUUGAAGUCCAUUCUAAGUGGUUGGCUGCCUUUGGAGAAUUUACUCUUCAGAUCCAGGGGACCAGCCACAAUGAAAAGCCUUGAGAUAAUCUGUUGCCUUUUCAUCGUCAUCUUUGCUUUAGCAGUCGCUCAUCCACUGCCAGACAAUGUUUUGGAACAGGUAGAAGCAAAAGAGGAUCCCACAGCGCCAGCACUCCUUUUUGAAGAUCCCACAGCGUCAGCACUCGUACUAAAGGAUCCUUCAAAGCCAUCACCUCUUUUAAAGGAUCCUUCAAGGCCAUCACUUCUUUUAAAGGAUCCCACAGCUCCAGCACUUUUUGAAGAUCCCACAGCGUCAGCACUCGUACUAAAGGAUCCUUCAAAGCCAUCACCUCUUUUAAAGGAUCCCACAGCGCCAGCACUUUUUGAAGAUCCCACAGCGUCAGCGCUCAUACUAAAGGAUCCUUCAAAGCCAUCAGCCCUUUUAAAGGAUCCCACAGCACCAGCACUCCUUUUGGAAGAUCCCACAGCGCCAGCACCAGCACUUGUACUAAAGGAUCUUUCAAAGCCAACACCCCUUUUAAAGGAUCCCACAGCACCAGCUGAUCUGCAGAAGCUCCCCGCUGGUGGCAAUGCUCCUUCUUCAGAUAUGAGCCAGGAUGAUCUCCAGGAACAGCAGGACUCUGAGGCAAUUAUGCUCUCUGAGGAAGCUUUAGAGGCUAUCUUACAUGAUGAAGCUCAAGAAAGUGAACUUCAGAAAGAAGAAUAGGGAACCUGUAUUACUGCGUUCCCUCAAUGGUUGUCAGAAUGACUCCAAACUUCGUAAUAAAAUUUAAAUUGGAGCAUAAA
Pantherophis guttatus is the source of this 829-nucleotide messenger RNA. RefSeq lists its product as uncharacterized. NCBI's taxonomy places the organism in Eukaryota, Metazoa, Chordata, Lepidosauria, Squamata, Colubridae. The record is from RefSeq and is a predicted model, not a curated record.